Penicillium cosmopolitanum is the source of this 471-nucleotide messenger RNA. RefSeq lists its product as uncharacterized. The transcript has a single exon. Lineage: Eukaryota; Fungi; Ascomycota; Eurotiomycetes; Eurotiales; Aspergillaceae. The coding region runs from base 1 to 471 and encodes 156 amino acids. The record is from RefSeq and is a predicted model, not a curated record.
AUGGCCUCACUCUUCCGCCGUCUCAUUCCCUCACGGGUCGCAAACUCAGGCUCCCAACAGCGCGACCACCACGCCAACGAGCGCACUUUCCUCUCAUGGACUCGAGCAGGUCUUGGCUUCGGCCUCAUGGCCCUCGCGCUAGACCGCCUAGAAGCCGUCGACCACCUCCUCCACAAGCAACUUGCGCUUGCGGGAAAGGAGCCGCAGACCAAAGCGAUCGCGAAGCGCGGGGAAAGUCCUGAGAUUCUCGUCAUGUUGAAGGAACAUGUCACCGCGUCGAGAAUUUGUCAGUCUUUGGGUGCUUGGUGUUUGGGAUAUGGAUUUUUCCGCUAUUGGUCUAUACGCCGGUAUUUAAUGGUUGGUCAGUUUGUGCCUGCUAUUUGGGGACCGGUUUUUAUGGCGGUGGGUAGUUUUGGAACGCUGGUGACCUUGGGAACGCAGAUUAAGCUCAAGGUUCCUGCGGAGCAUUGA